This is a messenger RNA of Ipomoea nil (Japanese morning glory), 1151 nucleotides long. RefSeq names its product ABC transporter I family member 1. Gene Ontology annotation, molecular function: ATP hydrolysis activity; transmembrane transporter activity; ATP binding. Gene Ontology annotation, biological process: cytochrome complex assembly. NCBI's taxonomy places the organism in Eukaryota, Viridiplantae, Streptophyta, Magnoliopsida, Solanales, Convolvulaceae. The transcript has 2 exons. Bases 259 to 948 code for a protein of 229 amino acids. The record is from RefSeq and is a predicted model, not a curated record.
AUUUGCCUUCACCCAAAAACCUGUAAGAUGGGAGAGUGAGUUUGCAGUUCAGCAUUCACCAUCUGCAAUUACUCUACUACUUCAAUUCAAUUGGAGAUCUCUAUUUCCAGUUGAAUUUUUCUUACCCUAACCACCCAGCAGCAUCACCUUUAUAGUGUUUGAUGAAAUGCCUAUGUGAGAAGUAGCAUUUCUUUACAAACAGUAUUUUGAAGUAGAAAAUAUCUUGUAGAUUGUCAGAGAUAUUAUUCACAACUACUUAUGUCCUUACGUAGACCACCACUUCCUCGGCUUCUCCUUAAGAAUGUAGCUUGCAUGAGAAACGCCCAGCAAAUCCUCCGCCAUGUAAAUGUUUCUCUCCACGACGGUGGUGCCCUUGUACUCACAGGCGCUAAUGGCUCGGGAAAAACUACCUUUUUGCGCAUGUUAGCCGGUUUUGCAAAACCGUCGGCUGGUGAGAUACUCUGGAAUGGUCACGACAUCACUAGCUCGGGAGUUUUCGAACAGUACAAACUUCAGCUCAAUUGGCUCUCUCUCAAGGAUGCUGUGAAGGAGAAGUUCACAGUCCUGGACAAUGUUCAAUGGUUUGAAGUUCUCGAAGGCAAGCAGGGGAAGUCUUUGCCCGCACUAGAACUCGUGGGGCUCGGGAGAUUAGCAAACGAGAAGUCGAGAAUGCUUUCCAUGGGACAAAGGAAGAGGUUACAACUCGCCAGGAUGUUGGCGAUUGAUCGGCCUAUUUGGUUGCUUGAUGAGCCUUCGGUGGCGCUGGAUGAUGAUGGCGUGAAAUUGCUCGAAACCAUUAUUGCUGAGCAUAGAAAGAAAGGCGGCAUUGUCAUUGUGGCCACACAUCUACCGAUUACAAUUGAGGAUGCCAUGCAUUUGAGGUUACCUCCAAGGUUCCCUCGAAGAAUGACAUUGGUGGACAUGCUUGAUCGAGGCGGAUUGGAGUAAUACUAUAACAUCAAUUGCCUUUAGCUGUGAUGUGAAGGUACCUAAGUUUUUUUCUUCUUCUUUUAAAUAUAGAUACAAGAGUGUAGGAAGAAAAUUGCUACGUUGAGGUGGAUUGCAAUAUAAACUUAAGCUAUUCUUUGCUUUUUGGGUGAGUUCUCCAAUUGAAAUCUCUUUUCCUGUCUUAAUAAGUGUAAUUUUGAGUU